This is a messenger RNA of Schizosaccharomyces cryophilus OY26, 2951 nucleotides long. RefSeq lists its product as uncharacterized. The transcript has a single exon. The record is from RefSeq and is a predicted model, not a curated record. The coding region runs from base 1 to 2829 and encodes 942 amino acids. NCBI's taxonomy places the organism in Eukaryota, Fungi, Ascomycota, Schizosaccharomycetes, Schizosaccharomycetales, Schizosaccharomycetaceae. Gene Ontology annotation, molecular function: RNA binding.
AUGCAACAAUCUUCUCAGCCCAUUUCUGUUCCCGCUAACAUUCGCAUUAACCGUCCCACGGAUGGCCCUAUCUUCUCUCCCAUGACUUAUUGCAAUUCUUACAUGCCUCCUGUACCUACAAGCAUUCCUAUGGGAAUUAUGCAAUCGCAUAUGAAACCAAUGAAUGUAAGUUUUGCACAAAUGCCUUAUCCCAUACCUUUUAAUGUGCUCUGCCAAAACGGUUCUUGUGAACAAGCUAGUACUCUAGCCAACUUUCGCAUGGAUAUCACUCAACGACCUCCUCAUCCUCAACCCGCUACUGAAAAUGAUCGAAAUAAUGGAAAUGACUUUACCAACUUUCAAGUUCUUCCUUAUGGUUACUGGGAUUAUCGUGCUGUCCUUAUUCACAAUAUGCCAUCUCUCUACAAUGUUUCCGAAUUUCUACAUCUUGCACGCUUUGGAACCCUAGAACGUGUUGUCCCCAUUCAUGAAAGAAAUCAACUCUUCCUAGCUUUUCUUUCCGCUGCUGAUGCUCUUGACUUCUAUAACACUGUCCGUUACACCGAUUUUACUUUUAAGAAACAGCGACUCAUUGUCUCAACCAUCGAUCCUAUGCCUUUGGAACCAUCCAUUAUUGAAGCCUGUCAUCGAGGAUUUGUUAGUAGAAAUGUUCAAAUUUCCGGGUCUCCUUUUGAUUUUGACGAAGCAGCUUUGAUUCAACUUUUAUGUUCUCUCGGUAAAGCCGAGCUUAUUUCAGUUUGCACGAAAACCGGCUCUAUUUACAUCCACUACUUAAGUAUUGCAGAUGCUCUUUAUUGUAUCGAUUUUCUUGCUUCCCACCCUUAUUAUAAAAAUUUGAAUUGCUGUUGUUUUUAUGAAAGAUGUGAUCGCUACUACGCCACUGAUUUCCAAGUCGAGAAAACUGUUGCUGGUUCUAAUUUCACGAAACCUAAAGUUGAAUCCAUUAUUCAUAACUCAAAUGACUCUUCUACUGAAACGCAUGCAAAUACUUUCCCUAAAAAGUCCCCAGUCAAGAAGUCUAUUACCAAACUUGAGCAAAAGGAAAUUCCAGCUAACCCUCCUUGUUUGUCUGAAAACGGUGUCCUAGACAAAGUACCUGCUAACGAAAUAAUUUAUAAGGGAAAAAACAGGAAGUUUGUCGAUACUACGAAAGAAAAGUCUGUUCGUAUAUCUGAGCCUGAAGUAAUUCCCUUAGAGGACCAUACCAGUCCAAAUAAAAAGAGCGAACAAUCUUCUCUUAUUUCUAUAAAUUCUUUCCAAAAGAACCCUAAUACUUCCUGUACAAAAACAAAUGUAUCCAAUUCCGUUCUUGAAUGUCAUUCCAAUAUUCCUGCCUUACAAAACGUCACCAAUACCUCCUCCUCUGCUUGUCAUCCCCCCAAACCAAGACUGACUGAAUCUUCUAAUGAAUGCGCUAGUCCGACGAUUUCUCCUAAUUCUGAUGUAGAUGCAUCUUCUUCCCUUCGCCUACCUUCAGGAAGUGAAUAUCCGGAGGACGAUACAGCCAUCAUUUAUCCUAGCUCAAAUGAUUUGAAUGUUAUAAAUUCUACUAUUCAUGAUCAAGCAUAUGACAGCUUAUCCCCGAAUUCAAAAUUAGAUGCCGUUAUUGACCAUGAGGCUAAAGACAAAGCUAUAAGCGAUAAAGACAAAGAUCUACCGCAAGGAUCUAAUGUAACAUCAAAUUACUUCUCUUCUUCUAAAGAAACCUUUUUUAAUGCGAAUGACUAUUCUGAUAAUGAUUCUACCCCAGUUACAAAGAAAGCUUUACCCUCUGUUUCUUCUACCUCAAUUGACACAGAUACACAAACGAAGACAUGUCCGAAAACGGAAGUUACCGAAAAAACCCCUAGUACAUGUGAAUCCUUCUCCAAUACCAGUUCCAUUGGUUCUCUCCCCCCACAGCAUACCGAUGAAAAUCCUAUAAACGAUUUCAUGAAUCUCCCAAAGUUAACAACCGAGCUGUCUUCUUCGAGAAGCUCCUCCGCGCUCACUUCUCCUACGCUUGUUGGCUCGCCUCUAGAAAUUUCAGCAAAAGCUUUUACUGACCUCUCUGAACUUAUUGAGAUGGAUAUUAUUUCCAAACCUUCUAAUGAUAUUUGUCUUGUCUCUGAUCUUGACCCUUGCUCCAAAAAUCGAACUCUUUUCUUGAGCAACAUUCAUAAGGCAACAAAGCAAUUUGAAAUCAGCAAGUUGUUUAAAGGAUUUCCUUUAGAAGAAAUUCACUAUAUUUCAAAGAAAAAAAUUUGCUUUGUCACUUUUCUUGAGUCUUAUGAUGCAAAGAUUUUCUUGCAAGCUCGUCAAAAACAACCGCCUUACUUACAUGGUCGCCCAGUAAAACUAGAAUGGGCUAAAUCUAACAAUCCUUAUACUGACCAACUAUUAUAUGCAAUUGCUAAUGGAGUAUCUCGAAGCAUUUCCUUCGAAAUGAUCCACCCCUCUAUCACUCGAAGUGAGCUUGCCUCUGUAUUUAAAAUAUUCGGUGCUGUAGAAAGCUUCCAUUUCUCAAAACCAAAAAGUGCUGGAUCUAUUAUCUAUAACAGCAUUUACGCUGCAAUGAAGGCAAUGGAAUACUUUCAAUCUCAUCCAACCUUUAAAAAAGCUAUCUUUAAUUAUUCUUAUGAUGAUCGUUACGAUCUGCAAAACGUUGCUGAUGAAAACCAAUUUUGCCUUAAAGGGAACAAAAGUAUUUGUUUAUUUAAAGAGGCUUCCUUUCAAGAGUCUCCGAAACUUCCGUCACGCUUUCACAACCAUGAUUCUUAUUCUCCUUUUCGAUCAAAAAGUACCAAUCUUCGUCCACCAGAGUGUGCCAUUAUUUCUGCCAACGCAUAAUUUUCAUAUACUAUUUUUGAAGUUCACUUUCGUUUUUGUUUAUCCUUUUUUUAUGUUAAUAAGGUUAAUGUUUGUUGUUUCUGUUUGUUUAUGCUUCCAAAUAAAUCUUCUAAAAAAAAGUC